Messenger RNA from Hibiscus syriacus, 988 nucleotides. RefSeq lists its product as uncharacterized. Gene Ontology annotation, molecular function: ubiquitin protein ligase activity; zinc ion binding. The record is from RefSeq and is a predicted model, not a curated record. The transcript has a single exon. Bases 1 to 837 code for a protein of 278 amino acids. NCBI's taxonomy places the organism in Eukaryota, Viridiplantae, Streptophyta, Magnoliopsida, Malvales, Malvaceae.
AUGCCGCUAUUCUUCUCUUGUCCUUCAAUUUUCCCCAAAGAAUCUCGACCCCCCAAGUCUCUUAAAAGAGCAGAUUUCGCCUUCAAUUUAUUCAAUUAUCCAACCAUGGACCCCGUUUCUAGUUCAUCAUCAUCAUCAUCGUCAACAACCCUACGUCCAAACAGGUCACAUCCUCGGUUCAAACCGACCCAUCCUGUUGUCGAACGGAUAUCCCGAGCUCUUCGUCACCCGCUCUUCCUCCUCCAUAGAUCUUAUUCUGACUUCUUCGUCUUAGGUGCCACGGGAAAUGUUUAUACAGUGACAUUAUGUUCAAAUCCUUCAUGCACAUGCCCCGACCGUACGACCCCGUGUAAACACAUCUUAUUUGUUCUGAUCCGAGCGUUGGGUGUAUCAGUCGAUGACACAUGUCUUCGGAGACGGGCUCUUAGGCCAUGUCGGUUGAGCCACCUUCUCGGGACUCCCACGUCACCAGCAGCAUUGGCGGGGGAUAGCUUACGUGAGAGGUUUCACCAGCUUUUCUCCGAGAGAAAGAAGCAUGGCGGGUCAGGGGAUGUUAAGGAGAUCGAAGAAGGGACGGCGUGUCCCGUUUGCUUGGAGGAAAUGGAGAAAGGAGACAAAGUGACGGCUUGUUCCACAUGUCAAAACCUGAUUCACGAAGAAUGCUUGAUGAGAUGGAAGAGGAGCCGUGGGAGGAGGUCGGCUAAUUGUGUGAUUUGUCGUGCAAGGUGGAGUAGUGAUCAAGAGAAGUAUCUGAAUUUAGCUGCUUAUAUUGUCCGGGAAGAGGCUGAGGGCGGCAGCGGCAGCGGCAGUGGUGGUACCAACCUAUGUGCUGGAUAAUUUGUUUUACGUUUUAGCUUUGGGUUAGAAAGAAUGUUAACUAUGAAUUGUAUGCUUUUAACUAUUAAUUGUGUAUAUGCAAUAUUCUUAGAAAUUCUUAAUGGAUAAUUCAUAUGAUAUUAAAGCAGUGUGUUAAUUAUUUGGAAAUAAA